CCUCAAGUGUGUGGAGCUGAGAGAUGCAGCCCAGGGGAGGGAACCAUGGAUAGUUAAGCAGGCCAUCUGUUCUGGACUUUGCUCCCAGAUCCCAUGUCAACACCAAGCCCUCAGCAGCUGGUGGCAGCUGCUCAGCAGACCCUGGGCAUGGGAAAGAGACGGGGCCCACCCCAAACCAUCUGCCUUCACCUAGCUGGAGAGGUGUUGGCUGUGGCUCAGGGACUGAAACCAUCUCUGCUCUAUGAUUGUAACAGUGCAGGGGCUUCAAAGAUCCAGAGCUAUCUGGAGGAGCUGCAGAGGCUGGGCUUUUUGACCUUGGGACUUCACAUCCUUGAGAUUGGAGAAGACAACCUGAUUAUCAGUCCUGAGCAUGUAUGUCAGCACUUGGAGGAGGUCCUUCUUGGUACCAUACCCUUUGUGGAUGUUUCUAGCUCUCAACCUCACCCUUCUAUCUGCUCCCUGGACCACCUUCAGGACUUGAAGGGCCUCGUGACUGAGAUCAUUGUGCAUUUGCGGGGGCUGCAGAGGAACCUCUCCCUGGCAGUGUCCUGCAGCAGGCUCCAUUCCACAGGCUGGAAUUUCUGUACUGUGUUUGGGAUCCUCCUGGGCUAUCCUGUCCCCUAUACCUUUCACCUGAACCAGGGACAUGGCAACUGUUUAGCCUUUACUCCACUACGGGUGUUCACUGCCCGGGUCUCAUGGCUGCUGGGUCAACCCCCAGUCCUGCUCUAUUCCUUUAGUGUCCCAGAGAGCUUAUAUCCAUCCCUGAAGGGUAUUCUUAACACCUGGGAGGAAGACCUCAGAACCCGAUGUAGGGCUCAGAGUGACUUUGCUGACCUCAGGAUCUCCUCUGAGAUCGUCACGCUACCGGCUGUGGCCCUCUGACUUCUUAACUCUCCUUCCAUGAUAGAAGAUGCUCAGUGAAUGAGGAUGCCUCAGGCUGUGAUCAUCUCAAAUGCCAA
Messenger RNA from Orycteropus afer afer, 962 nucleotides. RefSeq names its product chromosome unknown C1orf74 homolog (gene CUNH1orf74). Lineage: Eukaryota; Metazoa; Chordata; Mammalia; Tubulidentata; Orycteropodidae. The record is from RefSeq and is a predicted model, not a curated record.